AUGAGGGUCACUGAUACUAGCCGAGACACUAGGCCUCCAAGAUGGCUGUCUUAUAGCCUGUAUAUUGAGGGUCAGAGACACAUUAUCUCCAUGAAGUCCAAGAGGAACUUAGUAUCCAAACAUCUUUCUGUGUUCACCUACACUGACCAAGGUGCUCUUCUUGAAGACCAGCCUUUUGUGCAGAAUGACUGCUACUAUCAUGGCUAUAUUGAUGAGGAUCCAGAAUCCAUGGUAGCUGUUACCACCUGCUUUGGGGGCCUUCUAGGAUCACUGCAAAUAAAUGGCAGAGCUUAUGAAAUAAAGCCCAAGAACUUUUCUUCUACAUUUGAACAUCUGAUUUAUAAGAUGGACAGUAGAGAGACAGAAUCAUUUCCCAUGGGAUGUGGCUUAACAGAAGAAGAAAUUACACAGCAACUAAAAGUUCAAGGUGAUGCUUUCACAUUGAGGCAGAGCAGCAGUCCUGGCUGGUGGACCAGCGGACUUAUAGUGGAAUUUACAAUAGUGGUAGACAAUCAUCGAUUUGUUUAUCGGGACAGGAACGUUUCACAAGUGCAUGAGGAUGUAAUCACUGUUCUAAAUGUAAUAAAUGCCCAUUUUUCUCCACUGGAAGUUGUGAUUGUUUUAAUGGCCCUUGAGAUAUGGAAUAAAGAAAAUCUUAUAGAUGUGGAAACAAAAUUGGCACCUCUUCUAAGAAGAUUUUGUACCUGGAAGAAACAGAACUUUGAUCAUCGUGUUCGUCAUGACGUUGGGCAUCUUUUUGUAAAUUACCCAUAUGGCAUAUCAACUGGCAUGGCCUAUGUUGGCGGUGUUUGUCACUCUGAUUUUAAUUGUGGCAUUGAGAGUUUCAGGGGUCCAUCAGCGACUACUUUUGCCCAGACAGUGUCACAUGAGUUGGGCCAUAAUUUGGGCAUGCUCCACGAUGAAAGUAAACAUACAUGUACAUGUGGUAGAAAAUCCUGCAUAAUGUAUCCAACGAAAGGUGACGGUGUGACAUUUAGCAACUGCAUCUUUGAUAGAUAUUUUCAAACAAGUUUCACAAAGGCCUGUUUGCAGGACUCCCCAAAUAAACAGGAUAUCGUGGCGUGGACGAAAUGCGGAAAUGGUGUGGUGGAAAAUGGAGAGGAGUGUGACUGUGGAACUCUCCAGUUGUGUUUAAAAGAUCCAUGUUGCCAAGAUAACUGUGCCCUGAAAGCCAAUGCUGACUGUGCUAGAGGGCUUUGCUGUCAAAAUUGUCACUUUUUGUCAUCAGGCACAGUGUGUAGAGCAAAACAGAAUGAAUGUGACCUUCCAGAGUGGUGCUAUGGAAAUUCAAGUAAAUGUCCUGACGAUGUGUACGUGUCUAAUGGUAGGCCCUGCCGUGGCGGUGGGCAUUGCUAUGGGAAGAAAUGUAUGAACAGUACAAUACAGUGUCAGCAGAUUUUUGACAAGGAAGCCAAGAAUGCCGCCAAAAGUUGCUAUUUGGAAAGGAAUACCCGGGGUGACCGUUUUGGCAACUGUGGGGUCAUUAAUAGAGGACAAUAUGUAAAAUGCAAUAUCUCAGAUAUCUUGUGUGGGCGAAUUCAAUGUGAAAACGUGAUGAGGAUUCCUCAUCUGAGAAGUCAUUACACGGUGCAUUCGAGUCACUACAAUGGGGUAACUUGCUGGAGCACAGACUACCAUUUGGGGAUAACCAGACCUGACAUUGGUGAUGUGGAGGAUGGCACAGGCUGUGCCCCUAACCAUAUGUGCAUGAACAGAAAAUGUGUCCAUAUUUCUGCGUUGAUAAGUCAUUGUUCACCAAAGACCUGCAGUUUGAAUGGGAUCUGCAACAACAGAGACCACUGCCAUUGCAACCCCGAGUGGAGCCCACCACACUGCAAGGCAAAGGGCAGGGGAGGGAGUGUUGACAGUGGCCCACCUCCCGCCUAUGCAAUGUGCGAGGAGUUUGCAAUACUAAGCACUGCUGUCAUUGUGAUGUCAAAUGAAGCCCACCAUACUGUCUACGAGGUGGCUUUGGAGAUAGUAUUGAAAGUGAUGCAUCUCUUAUAA
This is a messenger RNA of Microtus ochrogaster (prairie vole), 2028 nucleotides long. Its product is annotated as disintegrin and metalloproteinase domain-containing protein 25-like. Gene Ontology annotation, molecular function: metalloendopeptidase activity. Gene Ontology annotation, cellular component: external side of plasma membrane; plasma membrane; sperm head plasma membrane. Gene Ontology annotation, biological process: male gonad development; proteolysis. The record is from RefSeq and is a predicted model, not a curated record. NCBI's taxonomy places the organism in Eukaryota, Metazoa, Chordata, Mammalia, Rodentia, Cricetidae.